Octodon degus (degu) is the source of this 2871-nucleotide messenger RNA. RefSeq names its product solute carrier family 39 member 11 (gene Slc39a11). Bases 263 to 1291 code for a protein of 342 amino acids. Gene Ontology annotation, biological process: zinc ion transmembrane transport. Lineage: Eukaryota; Metazoa; Chordata; Mammalia; Rodentia; Octodontidae. The transcript has 10 exons. Gene Ontology annotation, molecular function: zinc ion transmembrane transporter activity. The record is from RefSeq and is a predicted model, not a curated record. Gene Ontology annotation, cellular component: membrane.
GCAAGAAGACCGCUCCGCGCGUCGCCUCGCGGGCUGUUCUGCCCGCUCCGUCCCGUUCCGGAGCCUGCGGAAGGCUGUGAACCAGAGAAUUAAUUCUUCAGGAGGGAUUUUCCAGGAGCGGCUGGGCGGGGCCUGGUGGCAGCAGGGCCACGUGUGUCAGGGGGAAGCAGGAAGUGACUGCAGGAGUGGAGCCGGCGGAGCAGCGGCCGCGGGCUGAGGGCAGCGGAGUGGGGGCCGCAGAGGGCACCCCACUAUAUCCAGCAUGCUCCAAGGCCACAGCACUGUGUUCCAGGCCUUGCUGGGGACCUUCUUCACCUGGGGGAUGACGGCUGCUGGGGCAGCUCUCGUGUUCGUCUUCUCUAGUGGACAGAGGCGGAUCCUGGAUGGAAGCCUUGGCUUUGCUGCAGGGGUCAUGUUAGCAGCCUCUUACUGGUCUCUCCUGGCCCCAGCAGUUGAGAUGGCCACGUCGUCAGGGGGCUUUGGUGUUUUUGCCUUCAUCCCAGUAGCUGUUGGCUUCACACUUGGGGCUGCUUUCGUCUACCUGGCCGACCUCCUGAUGCCUCACCUGGGUGCAGCAGAGGACCCCCAGAUGGCCCUGGCACUGAACUUAGACUCUACACUGAUGAAGAAGAAGUCAGAUCCUGAGGGCCCAAUGCUGCUGUUCCCUGAGAGCGAACUCUCCAUCCGGAUAGGUAGCACUGGGCAGCUUUCAGACAAGAGCGAGAACGGCGAGGCAUACCAGAGGAGGAAGGGGGUGGCUGGCGGCCCUGCGGAGGGUCCUGCUGCCUUGGCACCUGCUCGGGGGCCCCUGGCGCAGCCCAGCAGCAGCAGCUGGAGGAGAAUCACACUGCUGAUCCUGGCCAUCACCAUCCACAACAUCCCAGAGGGUCUUGCUGUUGGAGUCGGCUUUGGGGCUGUAGAAAAGACUGUGUCAGCCACCUUCGAGAGUGCCAGGAAUUUGGCCCUUGGAAUUGGAAUCCAGAAUUUCCCAGAGGGCCUGGCCGUCAGCCUCCCCUUGCGAGGGGCGGGCUUCUCCACCUGGCGAGCUUUCUGGUACGGGCAGCUGAGCGGCAUGGUAGAGCCCCUGGCCGGGGUCUUCGGUGCUGUUGCUGUGGUUUUGGCGGAGCCCAUUCUACCUUACGCCCUUGCCUUUGCUGCUGGCGCCAUGGUUUACGUGGUCAUGGACGACAUCAUUCCGGAAGCCCAGAUCAGUGGCAAUGGGAAGCUGGCAUCCUGGGCGUCCAUCCUGGGAUUUGUGGUGAUGAUGUCCCUGGACGUAGGGCUGGGCUAGCACCGAGACCCUUCAGACCCCAGGGAAGGCAGCACCAGACUUCUGCGGGACCACGAGCCUCCUUCUUGCAAUUAAAACCCUAUUCCUUUCUUUCCUCUCCAUCUCAUUCUCUGGACCCACUCUGAUGAUCAUCUGACCAUUUUUUACUUUGCUUUUGAGGGAGACACUGGCUUUUUCUUAGAAUCUCAUUACGGUAUCAUGGUACUACAGGGUUUUGUUUUGCCCACGGAACGAAUCUUCCUUCGGUGGGAUCAUCAAGGAUGUACAGAUUAGGGGACUCUGUCCUUUCCUCCCUGUCUCCCUCACUAGACGCAGUGGCAGCUCCUCAAGGUCAUCCACAGAAGUGAGUUACCCAGAGCAGUCUCCAUAGCACUUGAGCCUGGGGCUCAGAGCAGAUCGGCGGCCCCCCUUCUGCUCCCUCUGGGCAGCUCUUCUGCCCACCUAGAGUACAGGAACCAGAGUAUUGUGAACACAGCACCCUUUCCCAAAGCCGAGCCAGCCCAAAGAGCAAUGUGCCCUCCUCUUCCUCCCCAGAGAGGUGGGCAUGGGAGAGGCCACAGACAAAGGGAAGUCAACCAGUCUGUUUGUCUUUUCUUUCUGUAAGGCACAAAUCUGUAUUACUGAUGUUCAAGGGAUUCCAAAAUUAGGACAACUGUGAACACAGGGAACCCUGUGAAAAGAGAACUAUGGCUUGGAGCAGGGGCCUCUGUUCUUGGUGGGCUCCAGGAAGAGAGUGUCGGUUCCCAAAUUCGAGGUAUUCAUGUUUUGAAGCCUUUAAGUUCCAUCUUUCUAGGAGACUUGAGAAUACAAGCAAACUGCUAGAACUCAAACUCUCCACUAGCUAACGCAAGGAGUUACUUAAGUGAAGGAAGGGCAUUUGGAGCCUACAACGGCCCAUUCCCUGCUGACCAUUUGCUAAAUUAUCACCCAGCCAAAGACCCUUCAGCUGCAAUGGGCUUUGCUGGAGUCUGGCCACAGGGCUUAGGAUGGAACAGGAAGAAAGGUAGAAAGAAGAACGAUAUCUUGACAUCUCUCUUAAAGUAAAUUUUAGCCAAGUUAUUCUGAAAGGACCACAAAGAGUGUUUGGAGCUAGACAAGAAGGCAGUGUACACUUCUACACAUUGCUUCUCCAGCCAGGGGGACAGGACCUGUCUGCUUCAGCACAGCAUAGGCCUCUGUUCUCCUUGGUCAGAGGAGCCUGAGGGAAUUUUGAGCUGAUUCUUCCAAGAAGUCAGCCAGCCCAAAGAGCCAGCAUUCAGGCUCAUGUUAUCGAUUCCUGCUCUCCAAGUUUACAUGUCCAGUUGCUUCCAAGGGUGAACCUCCUGCUCGGCCAAUGCCUUCAGCCCGUGAAAGCCAACCUUGUGCUGGAUCUGCAUAUGUUCUUCCAAAGCACUGAUGGAUGGUCGCUGAAGACACAUUCAGAGGCUGGAUUGGCUGGGAUGAGCUGGAUUGGUGGUUGGUGUAUAUGUGUUUCCUCGUUUUAUGUCUUUGUAGUAGUUCUACAUAAUGCCAGUUGCUCUUUCUGCUGAAUAAGACCUCGUGACUGUGAUUAAUGUUAAUAAAAGGAAUAUAGUUGUGGA